AUGAAUCAUUUGAGGGAAUUUGUGAUCGUGCUGAUCGCAGUGGGGGCGGUGGCUGCCAAUUAUUCGCCAAUGUAUUUACGCGGUGCUCCCGUAAUGCAACCAAGGAUGGUGGCAGCAAGAAAUACAUCUGGUCCCCCACAGUGCCCAAGUGGAAAAUUUGGCGCUAUGUGUCAUGAUUGCAAUACCAUGCUGUUUUGUACUGGUUCGACGACUCCAGUUACCACGAUCACUUGCAGGGACAAUCCCAGCGUUCCAUAUUGCGUUAACAACCAGUGUACUGCGGUGAAAAAUGAAACCGAUCCUACUUGUGAGGCAGGUGGUUCCUGUGCAAUGAAUGGUUAUCAACCAGAUCCCAAGGAUUGUUCGAGGUACAUAUAUUGCAACAAUGGCGAAUCAACCGUCUACGAAUGUCCAUCCUCGUAUGUGUACGAUCACUUCACAAAUCUGUGCAAGAAACAAAGUUCGCCAGCCGAUUGCGCAGUAAUGAAUUGCACGACACCAAAUUCUUUCGUGACCUAUUCUCCAGAUAAAUCUAUUUUCGCCUGGUGUAAUGAUAGAUUAGAACCUACAGUCAUGCAAUGUGAAGACGCAGUCAACGAAUGGUUUGAUGUUGGAACUUCUUCCUGCAGAAUCGUGUGCAAAAAAGAAGGAGUAUUUGCUGAUCGCAGAGAUUGUACAAAGUAUCAUCAAUGCUUCGUCGUGAACGGUGGAUGGCAAAUUAAAAAUUAUCAAUGUCCCAAGGGAUUAUACUUUGAACCUAAAGACUUACGGUGCGUUUCUGGAACAUGCACACCCGAAAUUACUGAAGCACCACCAGCCACGGAUAAUCCUGCAUCUACUACUGCUGGCUCCUCCGGAUCCUCUGAUGGCUCCUCCGGAUCCUCUGAUGGCUCCUCCGGAUCAUCUGAUGGCUCCUCCGGAUCCUCUGAUGGCUCCUCCGGAUCCUCUGAUGGCUCCUCCGGAUCCUCUGGUGGCUCCUCCGGAUCCUCUGGUGGCUCCGGAUCUUCUGGUGACACCUCCGGAUCUUCUGGUGACACCUCCGGAUCUUCUGGUGGCUCCUCCGGAUCUUCUGGGGGUUCUUCAGGCUCUUCUGGUGGUAGCUUUUCGGUAGCUGCUGCAAGUUGGGAUUUGCCUGAAUAUGUCGAAGGGAUACCAAUGACAAGAUCCAGAUUUGCUCGUGCAGUUACAACAACGGAUGCGCCUGAAACCACAACAGCUGCUGAUGCCACCACAAAAGCAGCUGAUGCUACCACAAAGGCUCCUGAUGCUACCACAAAGGCGCCUGAUGCUACCACAAAAGCUCCUGAUGCAACAACAGCAGCAGGUGAUGCGACAACAAAAGCUCCUGAUGCCACAACAAAAGCACCUGACGCAACUACCGCCGCAGGAGGAGAAACAACCGCAGCAGGAGGAGCUACAACUGCAGCUCCAGAUGCUACGACCGCAGCGCCAUCGGGAGAAAAGUCUUGUAAAGCUGGAACAGCUGGAGGAUUGUGCAAAGACUGCUCCACGCUUUUGGUAAGAUUUUAA
This is a messenger RNA of Ctenocephalides felis (cat flea), 1530 nucleotides long. Its product is annotated as mucin-19-like. Gene Ontology annotation, molecular function: chitin binding. The record is from RefSeq and is a predicted model, not a curated record. The transcript is spliced from 6 exons. Bases 1 to 1530 code for a protein of 509 amino acids. Gene Ontology annotation, cellular component: extracellular region. Lineage: Eukaryota; Metazoa; Arthropoda; Insecta; Siphonaptera; Pulicidae.